UAGGGUUUAGUUUAGGUCUUUGAAUCACUCAGCUGCUCGGCCUUCCAACGGUGAAUAUGGUGAAGGGAAGUCAAGGCGAGCGUGUCAGACUCUAUGUUAGAGGAACGGUUCUCGGUUACAAGAGGUCGAAGUCGAAUCAGUAUCCGAACACCUCACUGAUUCAGAUCGAAGGAGUGAACACCCAGGAGGAAGUGGCAUGGUACCUGGGAAAGCGCAUGGCCUACGUCUACAAGGCUAAGACCAAGAAGGGCGGCUCUCACUAUCGCUGCAUCUGGGGAAAGGUCUGCAGGCCUCACGGCAACAGUGGCGUCGUCAGAGCUAAGUUCAAGUCCAACCUCCCACCCAAAUCCAUGGGUAACAAGGUUAGAGUUUUCAUGUACCCAAGCAACAUCACUGAUUCAAUGUCGGUGAUGAAGACAUCCGGCCGGUUCUUCACGAUCGGGCUGGUAGGAGCGUGGUAUUCGUCGAACAUUGGGGUUUUACUGCUGAACAAGUACUUGCUGAGCAAUUACGGGUUUAAAUACCCGAUCUUUCUCACCAUGUGCCACAUGACGGCUUGCUCGCUGCUCAGCUACAUCGCCAUUGCGUGGAUGAAGAUGGUUCCGGUGCAGACGAUAAGAUCUAGGGUUCAAUUCCUGAAGAUCGCGGCUUUAAGUCUCGUAUUUUGCACCUCCGUAGUCAGCGGCAACAUCUCCCUCCGUUACUUGCCGGUCUCGUUCAACCAGGCGAUUGGCGCCACCACGCCUUUCUUCACUGCCGUCUUUGCCUAUUUGAUGACUCUGAAGAGAGAGGCUUGGCUCACUUAUGUAACUCUUAUCCCUGUUGUCACCGGAGUUGUCAUCGCCAGCGGGGGUGAGCCAAGCUUCCAUUUAUUUGGGUUCAUUGUUUGUAUCGGUGCCACAGCUGCUAGGGCACUCAAGUCAGUGCUUCAAGGGAUCUUGCUUUCUUCUGAAGGGGAGAAGCUGAAUUCCAUGAACCUUCUGCUCUACAUGGCUCCUAUAGCUGUUGUGCUUCUGUUACCUGCAACUAUAAUUAUGGAAGAGAAUGUGGUUGGUAUCACAUUGGCACUUGCAAGAAAUGAUACGAAGAUUGUCUGGUUACUACUAUUCAAUUCUGCACUUGCUUAUUUUGUAAAUUUGACCAAUUUUUUGGUCACAAAACACACCAGUGCGCUAACACUUCAGGUUCUGGGGAAUGCUAAAGGAGCUGUAGCCGUGGUUGUAUCCAUACUAAUAUUUAGAAAUCCAGUCUCCGUUACAGGGAUGCUAGGCUAUUCCCUGACAGUUUUCGGUGUUGUUCUCUAUAGUGAAGCUAAGAAACGUAGUAGAUGAAAGAAAUGUUAACGA
Messenger RNA from Ipomoea triloba (trilobed morning glory), 1346 nucleotides. Its product is annotated as probable sugar phosphate/phosphate translocator At3g11320. Gene Ontology annotation, biological process: translation. Gene Ontology annotation, cellular component: ribosome; Golgi apparatus. NCBI's taxonomy places the organism in Eukaryota, Viridiplantae, Streptophyta, Magnoliopsida, Solanales, Convolvulaceae. Gene Ontology annotation, molecular function: structural constituent of ribosome; antiporter activity. The record is from RefSeq and is a predicted model, not a curated record. The transcript is spliced from 8 exons. Bases 57 to 1331 code for a protein of 424 amino acids.